AAAACCCCAACCCCAGAUCCAGCCUUUUCUGUAUCCAUCCCUCUCUCUCUCUCUCUCUCUCUCUGGGUGUGGCUCAUUUCUCUAAUACCCUUUAUUUUUCUAGCUGCACUGCUUCUUCAAGGUUAUCAACUUGAUAAAGAGCAUUAGAGGUAUAUCAGUGGUUCAGCUAACUUGUCUCAAUUGAAGUUGGAGGAGGAAGAUUAGCUUUUCAGUGAAAUUGGCACUUGAAAUUGCGCCGAUGAUGUGUUAAUUUCACUUUGCUUUGUGGAUGAUAUACGGGGGACUUUAGAAGCACACAGAUUUUUUAGCAAAAUGGAAGAAAUACAAUCUCAAUCAGAUCAUUAUAGGUCCUCAUCAUCUUCCGCAAGUAGCCCGGCAAGUAGAGUGCCUUCAAGCAAUUUUUUCUACUUGAGAAAACCGGGGGCACUUAGGCAACCUAUUUCAUUUGAGGACUCACCCGACUGGGAUGAUACAGAUAUUGAAGUUAAGGUGGAGGAAGGAGGAGCAGACUCCAUUCGCACUGCUACUACGCCAGUCUCCCCCUCUCUUUCAAAGCUCAAUAGUGGCUCACUGCCAUCACCUCCUUUACCUGAGGGUGCAAUUGUUGCAAGAAAGAUUGCAGGGGCCUCACUUGUGUGGAAGGAUUUGACAGUUACUAUAAAGGGUAAAAGAAAGUACUCUGACAAGGUUGUUAAGAGUUCCAAUGGCUAUGCACUGCCAGGAACAAUGACGGUUAUUAUGGGCCCCGCCAAGUCGGGGAAAUCAACUCUCUUAAGAGCUCUUGCAGGAAGAUUGCCAGAUUCAGCUAGAAUUUAUGGCGAGGUGUUUGUUAAUGGUGUAAAAUCACGCAUGCCAUAUGGAUCAUAUGGAUUUGUUGAAAGAGAAACCACGCUUAUUGGAUCCUUGACUGUGCGUGAGUACCUUUACUACUCAGCAUUGCUUCAGCUUCCAGGCUUCCUUUCUAAGAAGAGGAGUGCAGUGGAGGAUGCCAUCCUUGCUAUGUCAUUGGGGGAUUAUGCAAAUAAGCUUAUAGGUGGCCACUGCUAUAUGAAGGGUCUUCCCAGUGGUGAGAGACGACGGGUCACAAUUGCUAGGGAGCUAGUUAUGAGACCCCAUAUCUUGUUUAUUGAUGAGCCUCUUUAUCAUCUUGACAGUGUAUCUGCACUCCUGAUGAUGGUUACGCUGAAGAAGCUUGCAAAUACGGGGUGCACUCUUAUCUUCACCAUUUACCAGAGCAGCACAGAAGUGUUUGGCCUUUUUGAUAGAAUUUGUCUUCUUUCAAAUGGAAACACAUUAUUCUUCGGCGAAACGCUUGCUUGUUUGCAGCAUUUCUCGAAUGCUGGAUUCCCUUGCCCUAUCAUGCAAAGCCCUUCCGAUCACUUUCUGAGAGCAAUAAACACAGAUUUCGAUAGGAUCAUUGCAAUGUGCAAAAACUGGCAGGAUGACCAUGGGGAACUUUCGUCAGUCAAUAUGGACACUGCUGUAGCAAUACGCACUCUUGAAGCAACUUAUAAAUCAUCUGCAGAUGCUGCUGCUGUUGAGAAUAUGAUUUUGAAACUUACCGACAAGGAAGGCUCAACUCUCAAAAGCAAAGGCAAGGCAAACUUUGUCGCCAAAAUUGCAGUAUUAACUUGGAGAUCAUUGCUGAUCAUGUCAAGGGAGUGGAAAUACUAUUGGCUUCGGUUAAUUCUUUACAUGUUCCUGGCUUUAUGUAUCGGUACUGUGUUCUCUGGUUUGGGGCAUUCUCUAUCAUCAGUUGGGACAAGAGUUGCAGCUGUAUUUGUGUUUGUAUCAUUUACUUCGCUUUUUAGCAUAGCCGGUGUCCCUGCGCAGCUCAAAGAAAUCAAGAUAUACGCCUGUGAAGAAGCAAACCAACAUUCUGGGACAUUCGUCUUCUUAAUCGGGCAACUUCUUUCCAGCAUUCCGUUCUUGUUUCUCCUCUCUGUCUCAUCAAGUUUGGUCUUCUAUUUCCUCAUUGGGCUACGUGACGAUUUCAGCCUGUUGAUGUACUUCACUCUGAAUUUCUUUAUGUGCCUUCUCGUUAACGAAGGGCUAGUGCUGCUUAUUGCUACCAUUUGCCAAAAUAUCUUCUGGAGUAUCAUAAUGUUGGUGACUGUACAUAUGGUGAUGAUGCUUUCAGCUGGGUAUUUUAGGAUUCGAAGUGCGUUGCCGAGGCCAGUGUGGAUGUAUCCUGUGUCUUACAUUGCUUUCCAUACUUAUUCUAUCCAGGGGCUCUUGGAGAACGAGUACAUUGGAACUUCCUUUGCUGUUGGGCAGGUAAGGUCUCUCUCAGGCUACCAGGCCCUUCAAAGUGCAUAUGACAUAUCAGCCGACGUUAACUCCAAGUGGGGAAAUUUACUCAUACUGUUUCUCAUGGCUGUUGGCUAUCGCAUUCUUGUUUUCAUUUUGCUACAGUUUCGUGUUAGAAAGACCUUAUCUCUUCGUUGUUUGUUCCGAUGUAACCAAAAUACAAACAAUCCGAGAUAAACGACAGAGUUGUAAGAAACUUAUGAUCAUUUUCUGGUUUUGCUCAAUGCACUUAGGUUGUUAUCUAAGUUAAGAAAUAUUGGAUUUUUUUCAAGAGA
This is a messenger RNA of Sesamum indicum (sesame), 2585 nucleotides long. RefSeq names its product ABC-2 type transporter family protein (gene ABCG3). The record is from RefSeq and is a predicted model, not a curated record. Gene Ontology annotation, molecular function: ABC-type transporter activity; ATP hydrolysis activity; ATP binding. Gene Ontology annotation, cellular component: membrane. Lineage: Eukaryota; Viridiplantae; Streptophyta; Magnoliopsida; Lamiales; Pedaliaceae.